GUACACAAAACGUAAGUACGUGUUCUUGUUGGAGGCAGGGCGCAACUACGCAAGACCUUCUAGUUUCAUACUUAGUAUGAGCUCAUAUCCUUUUCCAAACGUCUUCCAGAAAUCCAUUUACCCCUGCAGCCCUUCAAGUCAUUUUGGGGCCGAAUUACCCUUCACUACCGGUGUUUCAUACACUAGUUCAAGUUCUAACUUGAUUGAACAUACCAGGGAACGAUACCAUAAAAACUCAUUCUGACGAAGAUUACAGCUUGCCAUGCCUCGCGAAAACAGUUUUACGGACUCUGUCGGACGUUCCUUGACGCCUGACCUUGAGGACGAAUUUAUGCCAUCGCCAAGUCCAGCAUUGCGUUCCGCAUCUCUUGCUCAUAUCGAACUUCUUGCCGACGUGCAUCUUCGUUCAAUAAUUCCGGCCUCACUGCAGCCAGAACGUGCUUCUGCCAUCCAUUUUCAAACUCCCAAAGAUCGCUUCCGUGCAUGUGUUCGUAAAGUAAUUUCCAUGCACCGAACAACAACAGUCUUUUCGGGCUUCGGUCUCGCCGGUGCGGAACCUGGUGUUGACCCGCGAAGGCAGUCCGCAUACCUCCAUUAUGCGCACAUUCGUGAGCGCUGCGAGAUCCAGAUCAACGACUAUAGUACCGUGAGGAGCAGCUUUGGAAAGAUGGAUAAUGAGCGUUUCGUACAAAUGUUCAAUGAUGAGAGAAGUUCGGAGAAGGAGUCUUGGGUGAAGGUGAGGUGGAUAAAUGUGUGCGGCAUCAGCUGGGAUGUGAUGAGUGUGCUUGCCCUGAAGUACGGCCUUCAUCCCCUCGCCCUCGAAGAUGUAUUGCACAAACACGGACACACGCGCUCCAAAACGGACUACUACAAUCAACACCUCUUUAUCCAUGUCUUAUCUCACACACUCGCUUCCUCCUUUUCAUCUCACUCCUACCUACCAGAGGACGAAGACCCACUACGGAGCUUCUCACCAGGUCCAAUGACACCAGAAGACUAUCACGAGAAGGGGUACUUCAAGGAUAAUAAUGUUCAUGAUGCAGAGGCUGGUAAUGAAGAUCACACGAUGCAUGACGACAGUGUGCCUGCAACCUGGCGACUUGGAAGCACUGUCAGGAGCAAAAGGUCAGCGAAAGCUGACAUGGAGAGUGUGGCAAGGUCCAGGGAGGAUGGCUUAACCCUGCUGACAUCUGCUACACGGAAAGAGAGUGCAAAUGUCCUCCCUGCGCAGUCACGAAAACGCCGGGAGAAAGCUCGUAUGACUCUUGCUGAUCUCAAGAAGGCAGGUCGCGUGGACGUUUGUAUCCACCCGAUAUCAAUUUUCUUAUUGAGAGACGGCACAGUAAUCUCUGUCAUGCCGUCCAAUUUCAUUCAUUUCACAGGUCCCAUCAUGGCGCGUCUCCGACAGCCCGACACGGGGCUGCGUGCAUCUGCAGAUCCCAGUCUACUCGUUCAAAGUCUGCUCGACCUCAUUGUGGACUCUGCACUUGAGGUAGUGGAUGCAUUCCACGAGAAGAUAUUGCAACUAGAAUACGAUGUGUUAAUGAAGCCGAAUAUGAAAGUGGUUACAAGGCUGCACAUUCUUUCUGGUGAUUUGAUACUGCAUAAGCGGACCCUUGGGCCCCUCAAGACGGUCAUUUAUGGGCUACGGCGGUACGACGAGGACCGGUGUGCUGCACUUCUCUCACCUGCUGAGAAGGAGGUGCAAGAGCAAAGCAGAGAGAAAAUAAAGGGGUUCAUGUCCCAUAAGAGCAAAAUAUACCUGGCGGACGUACACGAUCAUAUGGAAUAUAUCCUUACAAGCAUGGAUAUGUUCGCAGGGAUAACAGAAAACCUGAUGAACUACACGUUCAAUAUAAAAUCAUACGAAAUGAAUGUAGUCAUGCGCCGCCUCACCCUCGCAACUAUCAUAUUCCUCCCGCUGACAUUGCUCACGGGUUACUUUGGAAUGAAUUUUGCAUCGAUGUGGAGUGUCAAGUACCAUUCCGACGCCCUAUUUUGGAAGAUUGCAAUCCCUCUCAUGGCAUUCGUUAUACCCUUAUUUAUGUGGUCAGACAUAAAGCAUGCUGCGCAUUACGCUGAGAAACGGUGGGCGGCAAGGAGGUCAUUGAUGACUACCAAGACAAGUUGGCGUGACUGACCGAUGCCCGCAAUAUUCAACGCGAUUGUAUUGCGUUUGGUAGAUUUCGGAGUAUUUGACGUUGCUUGCUUGCGGACUAGCGGCGAUAGCUAGAAAUGCUAAGUGUGGUUGCUACGGGACACACCUCUUUCUAAGCUGAGAACACAUGCCUUGAGUGGAGUGGACUAGCACUCCUUUGAUCACAUAUACCUUGACCGCUUUAACAUACUG
Molecule: messenger RNA, 2350 nt
Organism: Suillus discolor
Lineage: Eukaryota; Fungi; Basidiomycota; Agaricomycetes; Boletales; Suillaceae
Exons: 12
Coding region: 263-2140 (625 amino acids)
Biological process (GO): metal ion transport; transmembrane transport
Cellular component (GO): membrane
Molecular function (GO): cobalt ion transmembrane transporter activity; magnesium ion binding; cobalt ion binding
Source: RefSeq, a predicted model, not a curated record